Bombus pyrosoma is the source of this 5539-nucleotide messenger RNA. It is a transcript of the gene Vg, whose product is annotated as vitellogenin-like. The transcript has 7 exons. Lineage: Eukaryota; Metazoa; Arthropoda; Insecta; Hymenoptera; Apidae. Gene Ontology annotation, biological process: lipid transport. The record is from RefSeq and is a predicted model, not a curated record. Gene Ontology annotation, molecular function: lipid carrier activity. Bases 85 to 5424 code for a protein of 1779 amino acids.
CGGACAUUUUCUUAGCUGCUUACGUUGGCACGAUUAAAGUAUAAAUUGGAGGUUGAAAGCGAUCCAACGUUACUUUCUCGGGCGAUGUCCGCGGCUUUCAAUAUGUGGCUACCACUGACGGUGUUAUUGCUUGCGGGAAUAGCUUCAGCAGACUACGAUCAUGGCUGGCAUGUCGAUAAGGAAUACGUUUAUCUUGUACGAAGUCGAACACUUGUCAGUUUGGAUGAAUUAUCCGAUGAGUAUGCCGGUAUCCUGAUGAAAGCAUUACUCACGAUACAAGUCAAAGAUCCUCAGUUGCUAACUGCGAAGGUGUCGCAGAGUCAAUAUGCUCAAAUCCUCAAAUCUUUACCGGAAGGCUGGGACACUGAGAUCUCUGACCAAAUGUUGGAACUCCGUGACAUGCCUCUUUCUGGUAAACCGUUCAGUAUCAGGCUGAAACAUGGCGUGAUCAGGGACAUCGUCGUGGAUCGUACCAUCCCAACCUGGGAGGUGAACAUCCUGAAGAGUAUCGUUAGCCAGUUGCAAGUGGACACCCUGGGUGAGAACGCGCAAAGAUCGAUCGAUACGCAGAUUCCAACCGACCAAGAACCGUACGGAAUGUUCAGAGCUAUGGAAGAUUCAGUUGGCGGAAAAUGCGAAGUUCUUUACGAUAUCACGCCGCUGCCAGAGCAAAUCGCCCAUACUCAACCAGAAUUGGUUCCUAUACCGAAGUUGAAGGGGGAUGGACAGAAUAUUGAAGUCCGCAAAUCGAAGAACUUCGACAAAUGUGAUCAGAGGAUGAACUAUCAGUUUGGUAUAACUGGCAACAGGUAUUGGGAAGCUGGGUCCAAUAAGAAUGGAAAAUUCUUCUCGCAAUCUGCGACGAGCAGAAUCAUCCUCUCAGGAACGCUGAAGAGCUACACCAUUCAAUCGACGGUGACUAACAACAUAAUGUACAUCAGCCCAAAAUUCUACGACCAUGGACACGCGUUGGUAGCCGGCAGGAUGAAUCUAACCUUGGCUACCGUGAAAAAAAUUACGAGUCCUCUGCCCAAACCUAACUCUCCGGAAUCCACUGGCAACCUGGUUUACACUUACAGCAAUCCUUUCUCAGAUACCGAGGAACGCAGAGUCGGCAAAGUAGUCGAGGAUUCGGAUAAUUUGAUGGUUUCGGAUAGCAUCAGUUCUAUUAGCUCGAGCGAAGAAACUACGAAGGAUCUGAAUCUUCGAGGCACUUCAUCUGAAUCGUCCAGCUCGUCCAGUUCGAUUUCCAGCAGCGAGGAGGACAAUUACUGGCAGCCUAAACCCACGAUGGAAGAUGCUCCUCAGAAUCCUUUGUCGCCCCUAUUAAUUGGCUAUGACGGCAAAUAUAUUGGAAAAUCUGAUGAAGUGGACGUUGUAGCGAAAAGCAAAGAACUUAUUUCCCAAAUGGCCAACGAGAUGGAAGAUCCGAACGACGUGUAUAAAAACCAAAUUCUCGAGAAGUUCACGAUCCUGACCAAUCUACUUCGUACGAUGAAUAAGGAGCAAAUGUUACAAGUCGAUAUGGACGUACGUCUUUCUCCUAACGAGCUGAAAUCGUUGGACAAGACUCUGGUUCCUAAACAGAACGCUUGGAACGUGUUGAAAUCCGCUGUCGCUCAAGCUGGAACUGGACCAGCCUUCCUGGUUAUCAAGAACUGGAUCGAGACGAAGGAAGUCGAUUCCGAGACAGCUGCAAAUCUCUUGGCUAAACUUCCCAAGACAGCUCGUGCACCUACUGCUGAAUACAUCAGAGAGUUCUUCAACCUAGCUAUAGGUGAGACAGUGAAGAACGAUCUAGCCAUCAGCGGCCCGGCGAUCAUAGCAUUCACCGAGUUGGUCUAUAACGCUCAAGUGAGCAGAAAAGGCGUGCACAAUCACUAUCCGGUGCAUACGUUCGGUCGUCUCACGUCCAAACACGAUCAGGCAGUUACCGAAUAUUACAUCCCCUACUUGGAGAAGGAAUUGAAGAAAGCCGUCGAAAGUGGCCAAAGCACGGUUAUUCAGACUUACAUCGUGGCUUUGGGUAAUAUCGGUCAUCCGAAGAUUCUCCCCGUUCUCGAGCCUUACCUGGAAGGCAAAGUAGAAGUGACGGUAUUCCAGAGGACGCUGAUGGUCUCAGCUAUGGCCAAACUGGCUGGAAAUUUUCCAAAAUUGGCGCGUUCGAUUUUGUACAAGAUCUAUCUGAACACCAUGGAAGAACACGAAGUGCGUUGCACCGCUGUCUUCAUUCUGAUGACGACCGAUCCUUCGUUAACCAUGUUGCAACGAAUGGCAGAAUUUACCAAGAUCGACAAGAACAAGCACGUGAACUCGGCCGUGAAGUCGACUCUGGAGAGCCUGGCGGACCUGAAGAACCCCGAAUAUCUAACGCUGGCGAAGAAAGCUCGCAUUGCAAAGAAUCUACUGAGUCCAAGGGAUUACAGUUACCAUUAUACUCGCGGAUACGCCACUGAAUGGCUCACGAACAGAGGGAAUAUCAUUUCUUACAUCUUGCUGAGGUACAUUGGCAACGAUGAUAGCUUGAUUCCUAACGCUAUAUACUACGCCGUGUACUCUUCUUACGGAGACUUCAAGUUCCCUCCGUUCGAAGUGGUAACCAUGGUUUCGAGCAUUAAGUCCUUGUUGGAGUUGAGCACUAACCCGGAAGAGAAGGAAGGUAUCAGAUUGGCGGCUGAGAAGAUCGCCGAACAGUUGAAUAUCAUUCCUGACCAACCUGUUCCUCUGGAAGGAAACAUAAUAUGGAACGGGAAGUAUGGAAUGAAGUUCUCCUCCUUCGAUAAGACCUCCCUCUCUCUAUUCCGUGAAUUGUUGCUCGUGUAUAUGAAAGGCGAAAAGAAAGGACAGCUCAUCAACCAAUUAGGAUCCUACGACGUAACAUACGGCUUCCCCACAGAAACCGGAUUGCCAUUCGUCUACAGUUUUGAAACACCGAUGCUUCUCAAGAUCACUGGAGAUAUCAGCAACGAGGCGAAGAGUUUAAAGACUAUCAAAUCGAAAACCGAUUUUCGUAUACUCUAUGCAAUGAAGACUCAAGGAAGAAUUAGCUUCGUCACGCCGUUUGAGCACCGGCAGUACAUCGCCGGCGUCGAUCUGGACUAUAACCUUUACCUACCAAUGAAGCUGACUCUGGACGUGGACCUUCCUAAGCACAGCAUAGAAAUAAAGAUUUGGCCAUUGAAGGGAGAAAACACGGCACGAUUAUUGCAUUAUAGCGUCGUUCCAUACGUCGCCAGUCACGACAUUUUGAAUUUACGUCCUCUGCUCACCGAGAAAACAACGCAAGUACUACUUCCCGACGAUAUCUAUUCCGAUACUAUCCUAAAUUGGGAUAUAGCGAAAAUGACCCUGGAAGUUGGCGAAUCUUACAGCUACAAGAACUGGCUUGACGUGGACAUCGAUGACUUGUUAAAAGCUGCUAUGACUCCGUGGAUCUCGGAUAACAACAACUACCGCAAAAUAGACAUCUUCCUGAAUCUGAAACGCGAACAGAUAGCACCAUUCGUAUUAAAAGUAUCGUAUGACUCUAUGGAACUGACACCCGCCGCUACAGACACUACACUGUGGACACCCAAAGCUACAGCCCUGGAGCCAUCUGACAAGAAGCCUGACAGCGAAGCUCGUAGGAAACAAUGGAUGGAGGAGGCUGCCAAGGGUAUUAAAUCGGCCAAAUCACAGGUGCUAGAUAUUCAAGUAGAAAUUCCAAUGACAAGCGAAGAGAGUAUCGUGAACGUUAUAACCAUCGCCACGUCCUACAGCGAAGUUGAGAAGAAAGGACGAAUGCUGGUAUAUUGGGGCUCUGAAAACUUGUUCGAACUCUGCACGACUUCCCAGACGAAGGUCACGCCAGACAACACGGUAUUCUACGAUCAGGUCUCUCAAUUAAAACCUAAGGUAGAAUUUAAUGCAGAUUUGCGCUUUGGAAAGGUCUGUUCCACUGGUGAACAGUUAAACAUCAACAUUGAAGCUACCCAGAGUAAGAAGUUAAGGGAACGGAUCAAGAAUGCAUCUUUGAUCAAAAUCUGCGAGAAACAAAUGGAUCAGGGUAACAAGAUCCUCCGAGUCUGUCAAAAUGCUGCUGCGAUCUCUCUGAUUCUUGAUCAAAUAGCUGUCUCCAUGGAUUUCCAAUCGCCGUCGAUCGUGAAUUUCAUCACCAAGGCUCUCACCGUCCUAAUAAACGCCGAUUAUUUGAAAGAAUACGCGGACGUUCACACAGAGUUAUUGAAUCCUAAGAUCGCCGGCAAGAAGAAGAUCGACAUCACGGCCAAUCUGACCGACGAUUUGGAAACAGCUGACUUAUUAAUCUCUACUCCGACUAUGAGAAUUCACAUCAACGACAUAGACCUGCCUGCUUUUGAAAUUACUGCGGCGGACGCCCUGAUGGCUGCAGAUGAGGACAUGGAUAUUCAAAACCUCUUGUACAAUAAGGACGAACCCGCCUGUAUAUUGGAUAGCACCAGGGCGCAAACAUUCGAUAGCAAUGAGUAUCCUCUGAGAUUAGGCAACUGCUGGCACGUCGUCAUGACCACGUAUCCUCGAGUGAACCCAGAUAAUCCGGACGAGAAGAUACAUAUGCACAAAUUCGACAGCGUGAGCAUCCUCGUUCGUGAAUUGGAAAACGGACUGAGGGAAGUGAAAGUUUUACUUGGUGACAAGGAGAUCAAAUUUUUACCUACUUCGACCCAAGUACAAAUUUUCGUGAACGAACAGCUCAUCAAGGUAACUAAGGACAUGAGUUGGCAGGAAAGGAAGGACGACGAGGUCUUGUACGAGAUCUUCCUCGUCAAUGAUUACACUGUCGGUUUGGUUUCUGACAAAUACGAACUGACGCUUAUUUACGAUGGAAAACGUAUGAUGAUGAAGGCGGGCGACAAAUUCCGCAAAGCCAUUCGUGGUCUCUGUGGUAACUACGAUGGGGAGUCCACCAACGACUUUACGGCUCCCAGGAGUUGCAUUCUUCGAAAACCCCAGCAAUUCAUCGCCAGCUACGCUCUGACCAAGGAGCAAUGCGAGGGUGAGUCUUUGGAGAACUCGAAAUUGCUGACGGACCACGAUUGCGUACGCGAAGAGAGAAGUCGUUUGAGCAACGUGAUCAGCGACAAGGAAUCUGGACGAAAAGAUACUGAGGAAUCAAGCUGGGGAUACCAUAAACAAGUUAAAAGCAAACAGUGCACCGUCAUGAAUAUUCACAUAAAGGAGACUGACCACACGAUAUGCUUUACUAUUCGUUAUGUGCCUUCCUGCGCACCUGGCUGCCAGGCUACCGAGAUAAAAUCGAAAGAUUAUCAAUACCACUGCAUGAAGAAGGACAAAACUUCGCUGGCCUUGAAAAACAGAAUCAAUAAGGGUGCCAAACCUGAUCUCAGCCAGAAGUCAGUUACCUUUACCGAACCCUUAAACGUUCCUCUUGCUUGCAAGGCCUAAUUCCGGUGUACCUUGCUUACCUACCUCAUAUACUUACAUGUUCUUGCUAGUAUCUGCGGUAAUUUUAUAUUUAGCUCGUAAUCCAAUGUUUUAGUAAAAUUUACUCUUUUCAAUA